Bradysia coprophila is the source of this 5065-nucleotide messenger RNA. Its product is annotated as ATP-binding cassette sub-family C member 4-like. NCBI's taxonomy places the organism in Eukaryota, Metazoa, Arthropoda, Insecta, Diptera, Sciaridae. Gene Ontology annotation, biological process: transmembrane transport. Gene Ontology annotation, molecular function: ABC-type transporter activity; ATP hydrolysis activity; ATP binding. Gene Ontology annotation, cellular component: membrane. The record is from RefSeq and is a predicted model, not a curated record.
AGUUAGUCGCCUCUGUGUGUUGCCGGAUGGUUCACUGUGGAAAUUUUUGUUGUGAAAAUUCAACACAUAUACACAUAGACAUUUUAAACGUCAAACUGAGAUUCCACCGGCAUUAACUUUGUUAUGAUUUGCAAAGACAAACAUUAAUUUACUUGUUCGCUUUCCGCGUUUAAGUGCCUCUCAUCCACAAUUGUUAAUUUUUUCAAAAUCGUAUACCUAACGAGUGGUUUUAUCAUGUAUAACAGCCUUGUGUACAGUUGAAAUUAUAUCAAAUGAAUCAUCAGUUUCAGUUGGGCAAUGUUUUGAUAAACAUCCGCAAAAUUGUAUAGUGAUUUACUGCGGUGGUCUGUACAGAAUUUAGUUUUUUGUUACAAUGGAAUCGACACGCAAAACUUUACCACCGAAUCCGCGUGAACAUUCGAAUAUUUUUUCGAUUUUAACUUUUACCUGGACGAUACCACUGUUCAAAAGGGGCUACACAAAAAUCUUAGAAUUGGACGAUAUAUUUCAGCCGUUGAAUGCGGAUAGAUCUAGUCUGUUGGGAGACAGAUUGGAAAAAAAUUGGGAGAUUCAAUUAACCAAACGGAAGAGACCGUCGUUACUAGCAGCCAUUUUAAAGACAUUUAGGAAAGAGCUGUGCGUUUUCAGCGGUAUCUGCUUUUUCAAUGAACUUAUCGCUCGGUUGGGGCAGCCCUUGCUUCUGGGUUAUUUAUUACUUUAUUUCCGCGAUAAUUCAACGAUCACAUUCGAAAAGGCUAUUUGGUACUCAUGUGGCCUAUUGCUAUUCAAUGCCCUCCAAGCGUUGAGCACGAACCAGUUUUAUAUGACGGGAUUUCACAUGGGCAUGAAAGUUCGGGUGGCCGUUUGCAGUGUUAUUUAUCGUAAGGCUCUGCGACUAUCACAAACCGCACUGGGCGACACGGCACCCGGUAAAGUGGUAAAUUUGCUAUCGAAUGAUGUGAAUCGCUUCGAAUGGGUGUCCAUACUAAUCAACUCAAUGUGGACUGGACCGCUAGUGUCGAUAGUUGUUGCUGUUCUACUUUAUAUGGAAAUCGGAUACGCUGGCUUGGUGGGCAUUGGAGUCAUUUUCAUUGUGGUUCCGAUCCAAAGCUACACAAUGACCCUAACAUCAAAGUUUCGUGCCCAGACCGCUUUGCGAACGGAUCAGCGUAUUCGAUUCAUGGACGAAAUUAUAUCCGGCGUCCAUGUCAUCAAAAUGUACGCUUGGGAAUUGCCAUUCUCGCAUCUGGUCGCCGUGGCUCGUAGACUUGAGCUGAAAAUCAUCCGGAAGACAUCGUUUGUUCGUGGUCUCUACAUGACGUUCGUACUGUUCACAACACGAGUCGCUGUAUUUUGUACAAUGCUUGCGAUCGUCAUUCUAUAUGGUGCCCAUGAAAUCACUGCCGAAAAAGUGUUCGUCAUGUCGUUGUAUUACACCAUCAUCGCGCUGACGAUGAAUCAACUUUUCGUGCGAGGCAUUGCCGAAAUUGCCGAAGUGCUGGUCGCUUUGAGGCGUCUGCAACAUUUCAUGGAACUUGAAGAGAAACAGACAGAAUCGAUCACUGAACUGUUGAGCGACACAAAUGUCGCUGUUUCCACGAAGAAUGCCUAUGCCACUUGGAAAAUGCCAUCCAAUAGUUCAUCGCAACAUAAGACCAAACAACAAAGAGAGGCAGACGAGAAAGAAACAUUUUACAAGGCAGCAUCGCCAACGCUUAGCAAUAUCAAUGUUGAGUUUCCCCGGGGCAAAUUGAUUGGUGUUAUAGGUCCAGUUGGAGCUGGGAAGUCCUCGUUUUUGCAGAUUUUGUUGCGUGAAUUGCCAUUGGAUUCUGGCACAUUGCGCAUCAAUGGAUCCAUUUCGUAUGCCAACCAAGAGCCAUGGGUGUUCGCCGCCUCUGUGCGUCAAAACAUUCUCUUCGGGAACGAUUACGACCACAAUCGGUACAACGACAUUGUGAAGUGCUGUGCGUUGCGUCCCGAUUUCGAACAGUUCGAAAACGGAGAUCUGUCGAUAGUCGGAGAAAAGGGGUCGUUAAGUGGGGGACAAAAGGCGCGGAUAAACUUGGCUCGUACUUGCUAUCGAAAUGCGGACAUCUAUUUGCUGGACGAUCCACUGAGCGCAGUCGAUGCUCAUGUAGGUGCACAUCUAUUCAACAAAUGCAUCGGACCCGGAGGCUAUUUGGCACGAACGAAUAAGACUCGUAUUUUGGUUACGCAUCAAGUCCAUUUUCUCAAAGAUGCUGACUGGAUUGUCAUGCUAAAUGACGGCAAAAUAGAAGUGCAAGGCACUCAAAGUGAUCUGGCAAACAGUGGAAUCGAUUUUGCGAAACUCAUCGGUGGAUCGACGGAGAAGGCAGCUGAUAAAACGGUUGGGCAAAUCACUCGGCAAUCGUCGACGACAAGUGUGGCAUCCAACAAAACUUCGCAAUCGGACAGUGAAAAUGAAGGUGACGGAAAAGUGGGAGGUAAGGACGAAGGUUUGCAAAUGGAAGAGACUUCGAAAGGAAAAGUCAAGGGAUCGGUUGCAUGGAACUACUUUUCGGCUGGCGGUCAUUGGAUGAUUCUAAUUGUGUUGGCGCUAUCGUUUUUGAUUGUUCAAGUGUUCGUCAGUGGAGCGGAUUACUGGGUGUUUGUGUGGGUUAGACAGGAACAAUUGCGAGCAAGCACUCAGCAAGCGGAUGGCAUUGAGUCUGGUCUGAGUACAGAACUCUGCAUUUACGUAAGCGCGGCUUUGGUGGGCAGCAUUUUUGUUUUUGGAAUUAUGAGAUCUCUCGGAUUCUAUGAAAUUUGUAUGCGCGCGUCGCAGAACAUCUGCAAUUCCAUGUUCAACGGAAUCAUAUCGACGAAACUGCGAUUUUUCGAUACGAAUCCAUCGGGCCGCAUUUUGAAUCGCUUCUCGAAAGACAUCGGUACAGUGGACGAGGGACUGCCGAAGGCGAUAAUGGAUGGGACUCAGAGUAUUCUAACGUUGCUUGGUUCCAUCGUGAUAACAGCCACGGUCAACGUGUACUUCCUGAUACCGAUCCUGGUGAUGGGCGCAAUUUUCAUGUUCAUCCGGAAAAUUUAUCUGAAAACUUCGAAGAACAUCAAACGAAUCGAAGGGAUCGCCAAAUCGCCUGCGUUCACCCACUUGUCGGCAACGUUAAGUGGACUGUCUACGGUACGUGCCUUCAAUGCUGAAGAUCUACUGCAAAGUGAAUUUGACAAUCACCAAGACACCCAUUCAGCUUGCUGGUACAUGUUCGUUUCGGCUGGUUCAGCUUUCGGAUUUUCACUGGACAUUUUGUGCUGGAUAUUUGUCGCUUGCAUCAUUUGCUUCUACUUGGUCUUUGAUGCGGGUGCAUCGAGUGAAACAGUUGGAUUAGCCUUAACGCAAGUCCUGAGCAUGACUGGCUUGUUACAGUGGGGUGUCCGACAGAGUGCAGAGAUCUUGAAUUUGAUGACCUCAGUCGAACGAAGUCUCGAGUACCGUGAUCUUGAACCGGAAUUACAGCCAGAAAAACCUCAAGAAGUUGGAAAGAGUUGGCCGGCAGAUGGAAGCAUCGAGUUCCGUAAUGUUUUCUACAAAUAUUUCGAGACAGCUGAACCGGUGCUACGAAACCUAUCGUUCAUCAUCAAAUCCAGAGAGAAAAUUGGUAUUGUCGGCCGUACGGGUGCUGGCAAAAGUUCAUUAAUUGGUGCCAUCUUUCGACUGGCCUGCAUCGAGGGAAAAGUCCUAAUAGAUGGAGUGGACACUGGCAGUAUUCGAUUGCAAGACUUACGAAAGCGUGUAGCUAUCAUUCCUCAGGAUCCGGUUCUAUUUUCCGGAACAUUGAGAAGGAAUUUGGAUCCGUUCGAAGAAUACCCUGACGAUGAGAUUUGGAGUGCUCUGGAGAAAGUUGAAUUGAAAGAUUCUGCUGCUGGUGUGGCAGGACUUCAAUCGCAAGUAUUGGCUCGUGGUGCAAAUUACUCGGUUGGACAACGUCAAUUGUUGUGCUUAGCACGGUCCAUUUUGCGCAAAAAUAGAAUUCUCUUGAUGGACGAAGCAACAGCUAAUGUUGAUCCACAAACGGACGCAUUGAUUCAGCAAACUAUCAGAGAGAAGUUUGCCAAUUGUACCGUUAUAACCGUUGCGCAUCGUUUGAACACAAUUAUCGAUUCGGAUCGCGUUCUUGUUAUGGAUGCUGGUCAGGCUGCUGAAUUCGAUGAACCUUACAUACUGUUGCAGAACAAAACUGGCAUUUUCCACGGAAUGGUUGAAGCGCUGGGAACAAACGAAUUUGAAAAAUUGUCGCUGAUUGCCGAUAAUAAAUUCAAGUGUGACCAUGGUAAAAAGGAAGCUUAAUCGAUCGCCACGGUGCGGUUGAAUGGAAUUUAAUUGAAUUUUGGAAUGGAAUCUUGGAGCCCCCAACAGGAAUACAAUUUGGUGCAGCGGGAUCCAUGGCAUACUAGGAUGCAUUGGGCGUGUUGGAAAAGCGAUUGGGGUAUGAAUUGAUAGAGACAGGAAUUCUGUAAACAAUGGUGCAAAUUGGUCCCAUGAAUGCAAAGGAAGCGGGCAGACAUUUGUUGCAGUUUAAAAACUACGAUUUUCGGAAGGUCGUGUACGCGACCGAGCGGAAUUUUUCCAAAAAAAAAUAAAAAUUUUUGUGAUUAGUAGCCGAUUAGUAGAAAAUUCCUUUCGUUGGUUCCUGACGUACACGACCUUCCGAAAAUCGUAAAUUUUAAACUUCAACGAGUCUCUGGCCGCUUCUCUUGCAUCAAAGAUACCAUUUCUUGUACCAUUGUUUGCAGAAUUUCAGCCACUAUCAAUUGACACCCCAAUCACUUUUCCAACACGUCAUCUGCAUCCUUGGAUGCCAUGGGCUCUGCUGCACCAAAUUGAUUAAUAAUAUCCAAAAAUAUCAACGAUGCAUUGUAAGGUCAAUUAAAUUCCGUUCUCUCGCACCGUGCCGUUGGAGAGAAAUUUUUUCUGUGAUUUUUUUACACGAAUAUUUGUACUUAAGAAAGCGAAACGUUACUCAAGGUCACAAAAUCUAUUUUUUCUGUUGUAUACACGAAUGUUGAUAAUAAAUGAUAUUACGAGCAA